AUGAGUGCUCUGUUCAAAGCCGUGUUCCUCUCACUCUUUCUGUUUUCACACCAAACAAAGGCUGAGCUCUACAACAACGCCACCAGUUCCAUUGCAAGAAAGCUUGCCAAUAGAUGCAAUAUUUUCCAAGGCAAAUGGGUUUAUGAUUCUUCAUAUCCUCUCUAUGACUUUUCAAAGUGUCCCUUCAUAGAUCCAGAAUUCAACUGCUUAAAGUACAAAAGGCCUGAUAAAUUGUACCUCAAAUACAGGUGGCAGCCGUUCUCUUGUGACCUGCCAAGGUUUAAUGGGUUGGAUUUUUUGGAGAGAUGGAGGGGGAAGAAGAUCAUGUUUGUGGGUGACUCACUGAGUUUGAACAUGUGGGAAUCGUUGAGUUGCAUGAUUCACGCAUGGGUGCCACACUCCAAGACCUCACUCAUAAGGAGAGGUUCACUUGCUGAAGUUACAUUUGAGGACUAUGGAGUUAAAUUGUUUUUGUAUCGUACACAAUACCUAGUUGAUGUUGUCAACGAAAAGGUGGGUCGGGUUUUGAAACUUGACUCGAUCCAAAAUGGCAAUGCCUGGAGAGGAAUGGACAUGCUGAUUUUCAACACGUGGCAUUGGUGGACCCACAAUGGAAGAAGCAAACCAGGCGGGGACUGGAAUGAACCAUCAAAAUCAUGCACUAGAGAGAGACAACCAUUCUUCGGUUCAAGGUACCCCGCAGGCACACCUUUGGCUGCCAUUGUCGUCAACAAAGUGUUGAGCAGGAUCAAAAAGCCAGUGUAUUUACUCGACAUAACAACGCUCUCACAAUAUCGAAAGGAUGCACACCCCACUUAUUACAGUGGUGAUCAUCCCGGCUUGGACUGCAGCCACUGGUGUCUCCCCGGAUUACCCGAUACUUGGAACCAGCUCCUCUAUGCAGCUCUCAUUAGUUGA
Ilex paraguariensis (yerba mate) is the source of this 918-nucleotide messenger RNA. The record is from the annotation of a GenBank genome assembly. Lineage: Eukaryota; Viridiplantae; Streptophyta; Magnoliopsida; Aquifoliales; Aquifoliaceae.